GUUCUCUAAAAAACUUCUCAGGCUCGAAAUCCAAUACAGGAGUGACUUAAUGGAAAUCCAUUCUACCACUAUGAAGAAAAGUGGUGUUCUUUUCCUCUUGGGUGUCAUCUUCCCGGCUCUGAAUGGAAUUCAAGGAACCCCAGUAAUGAGGAAUGGACGUUGCUCCUGCAUCAACACUAGCCCAGGAACCAUCUCCACAAGAUCCUUGAAAGACCUUAAACAGUUUACCCCAAGCCCUUCCUGUGAGAAAACUGAAAUCAUUGCCACAAUGAAGAAUGGAGAUCAAAUAUGUCUAAACCCAGAUUCAACCAAUGUGAAGAAACUGAUGAAAGAGUGGGAGAAACAGGUCAGCCAAAAGAAAAAGCAAAAGAAAGGGAAAAGACGUCAAAAAACCAAGAAAGUUCCAAAAGCUAAAAAACCUCAACAUCCUCGUCAAAAAAAGACAACAUAAGAGACCACUUAACCAACAAGUAUUUUGUGUUCAAAAUGUUUUCUUUUCAUUAUAAUGAAAUUAUUUCAAAUGGGGAUGGCAUCUAAUACAAAGGCUUGCUAAUUUGGCUAGAAAAUUUA
Molecule: messenger RNA, 570 nt
Organism: Carlito syrichta (Philippine tarsier)
Lineage: Eukaryota; Metazoa; Chordata; Mammalia; Primates; Tarsiidae
Gene: CXCL9
Product: C-X-C motif chemokine ligand 9
Exons: 4
Coding region: 50-451 (133 amino acids)
Biological process (GO): antimicrobial humoral immune response mediated by antimicrobial peptide; neutrophil chemotaxis; inflammatory response
Cellular component (GO): extracellular region
Molecular function (GO): CXCR chemokine receptor binding; chemokine activity
Source: RefSeq, a predicted model, not a curated record